Molecule: messenger RNA, 4075 nt
Organism: Cydia splendana
Lineage: Eukaryota; Metazoa; Arthropoda; Insecta; Lepidoptera; Tortricidae
Gene: Rab7
Product: ras-related protein rab7
Exons: 1
Coding region: 129-755 (208 amino acids)
Biological process (GO): phagosome-lysosome fusion; endosome to lysosome transport
Cellular component (GO): lysosome; phagocytic vesicle; late endosome
Molecular function (GO): GTP binding; GTPase activity
Source: RefSeq, a predicted model, not a curated record
UUUUCAUUGGCAGCACUCGUCCUCAGAAACAGGUGACGCAUUAACAAUUUUGCGUUUGUCAUAAAUAAGUUAAGACAAAGGGCGAGUUUUAAUUGUGAUUUCCGGGAUAUUGUACACUUUUAAGAAACAUGUCUUCUAGAAGAAAGGUCCUCCUCAAAGUAAUCAUCUUGGGCGAUAGCGGUGUGGGUAAAACAUCGCUAAUGAACCAGUUCGUGAACAAGAAAUUCUCUAACCAGUACAAGGCAACAAUAGGAGCAGAUUUUCUCACGAAAGAGGUAAUCGUCGACGAUAGAAUCGUUACAAUGCAGAUUUGGGAUACUGCUGGGCAGGAGCGUUUCCAAUCAUUGGGAGUGGCGUUUUAUCGCGGGGCGGAUUGUUGCGUCUUAGUUUUUGACGUAACUGCCCCCAACACAUUUAAGUCCUUAGAGAGCUGGCGAGAUGAAUUCCUGAUACAGGCUUCACCGCGUGACCCAGAGAAUUUUCCUUUCCUCAUAUUAGGUAAUAAGGUUGAUUUGGAAAAUCGCGCUGUGACUCUUAAGCGCGCACAACAAUGGUGUCAGAGCAAAAAUGAUAUCCCAUUUUAUGAGACGAGUGCCAAAGAAGCUGUGAAUGUUGAACUAGCGUUCCAGGAAAUCGCCCGCCGUGCCCUGGCCCAGGAGACGGAGACGGAGCUGUACAAUGAGUUCCCUGACCAGAUAAAGCUGAAUGCCAACGACUACAGCCGUGACCGCGAACGGGACCACUGUGCUUGCUAAACCUCACAGCAAGCAAUUUGUGCUCUUGCUAAUUCAUUUCUCAUUUUUUAUUCAUUAAAUACCUAUUACAAAAAGUAUAUUUAAUAUUAUGGUGUAAGUAAUGUAUUUCAUUAUGUCAUUGUCUUGUAAAGAUGUAUUGCAAUGAUAGUAAUGAAAUACAUGGAUUUGUUUGUAGAGCACAUGCCACUAAAAUGGUUAAAUACAUGUAUGUAACAGUGCACUAUUUUGCAUUUCAAUUUAUGGCUCAGCUUUUACAUCCAUUGUCUGAUCUGCCUGUUCAAGGAUGUACAUAGAUUUUACUUAUAUCAAGGUGAAUUGUGUUCUUGAACAUUUAAUUCACUUUACUAAAUAUUUCUUUGUCUAAGGAUAAUCUUAAAGCUUGUUUUUUGUUGUAUUUGUCUAGCUCGGAAUAUAGUGUACCUACUACAAAGAUUAAACAAAUGGCAUUUCUGCCUCUGGAGUAAUAAGCAAUAUUUAAGUAGGCCUCGUAGUAUAUUUAUACCAGAGUUGUUUAUAUUGCACAGGGUUUUUGCACCUGAUUUUUAGUUGCAAUGUUAGCAAUAAAAUAAAGUUUGAUAAAAAAUUGCAUGUGAUGCUAUCCUUAUGAAUAACUGAACUCAGCAUACCAAACAAGUGUACUUACAUCUGCAAUAAAUAGUUAAACAAAUAGUCCAAGUAAUGUAAGAGGUAAAAAAAUCUUGAUGUACAAAUAAUCUUUUGAUUCUUUGACUGGUUGGCUGUCAUAUUGAGCAAUGAAUAAGCUGGGUUGAGCAUCAGACAAUGACACUAUUGAAUAUUCUCACGUAUAAAUUCUGGAAAAAUUUAUAUUUUUAAAUAGUUGUGCUGGCUAGUGGGAAAUUUUAUUUUCAUAGAUGUAGAUUGGUUUGAUUUAUAACAAUGUUGCACACUGUAUUUUAGUAGAACUAAACAUAAAAAUCUGCCGGCUUCAGCUUGUUUGUAGUAAAUACCACACAAGCUGAAAGUGUUUGCUUUGAUUAUUUAUCAUGCACUCCUACAGCGUAGGGUAAAACAUUAUUACUAUUAGAGCUCAUACACAUCAGUGGCCAUUCUAGAACUCUUAAUUUCCACAAUGUUGUCCAAUAUAAUGCAGUUUUAUUGAACACUUUAUCAACAGUUCUUGAAGGAAAAGUAAGCCAAAGUAACUCCAGCUUGCCUACAAAUAUAACAUUCUGCCACAUCCAAGGAAUAAAUAUAACAGCAAGUGAUUGAUGGGGUAAAUAAAAUAAUGGGCGCAUUCCAUUUUAUGUCAGCUCUAUAAGGUAGUAAAUCAAUUAACUCAUUUUAAUUAUUAUUGUUACACAAAACUGUUUGUGUAUAUAUGGAAUAUUGUGUUAGGGUUAAGUAGUUAAUCAUAACUUGAUAUAAUGCUAUAAUUGUUCAAGUUAUAUUUCAUUAAGGCCAUUAUAAGAACAAAAAAAAUUUUGUAAAAGGACAUAUAAUUAUGUAACUGUAUACAUAAGUUGUUAGAAAGAGCCAUGGCCAAAUCAGGAAUAACAAUUCUCUAUUUACAGACGGCUUGAUUCACGUGCCUAAUAAUCUAAGCCCAAAUUAAAUCAUAAUUCUAGCAAAUGUUCAAGUACUUGCCAUUAUUAUUAACCAUAAGAUUGAUUGGUGGCUGCUGAACAUUAAAAUAAUAGAGUUGAACUUUAAGGCUAUAAAUACAAGGCUACCCUUCAGUAGUUCCAAAAAACCUACUCAUAAGUUCCAAUUACAUAUGAAUACCUAUUGUAUUGCUAAAAUACUGCUCUUGCUAUAUUGUCCUGAUAAAGAAAAUGCAAUGUGUAACAUAAAGACCUGCUAACCUCUCGCGUCACAAAUUAUUUACGAGAGUUGGUCCAAAUAUGUUAGCCGCUCCGGCUCUACUCAUGCGAUUGCAAUAUUAUUUAUACCAUUGCGAGGAAUCUUUCAGUACUUGUUGAGGUGGUGUAGAUUUAAUUUUAGAGAACACUUGGUUUUUUCCAAUAUUUUUUUUUAUUUGACGUGUCGAAGACUAACCAACAGGCAUUAUGAUUGAUGGUUAGUAAUUGUGACUCCAUGUGUGCUAUCAUUUUAUAAAUAUUUGCUUUAAAAAAAAUUAUUUUUUUAGGUACUUACUGCUAAUUGCGAAUCUGGACCGUUUUUAUGUUUAAAUCGUUUUGAGUGAGUAAAUAUUAAAUAUGACUUCAUGCAGGUGUCAACAAUAAGUAAUUUCAUCAAAAGUAAAAAUUGCAGAUAAUAUUAAAAAAAAUGUGCUAUAUAAAUUUAUUUAUCAGUUAUAUUUGCGAAAUAGCAGUUAUUUUUGGUUCCUCCAAAUAAUUAAUCGCGGGUAGAUUUAUGUUCGAUUUUAAAAGAUUAUUAGUUUAAAUAAUUUUCAUAGCCAUAAUUAGCAUUGAAAUAUCCCUCGCAAUGGUGUAAAUAAUAUUGUAUUGUAAUCGCAUGAGUAGAGCCGGAGCUGCUAACAACUUUCGGACCAGCCCUGUAUACCACCUUACACUAGUUAGAGACACAUACACAUUUUGUCAUAUGUUAACAAUAGGGUAUUCUCUCUCAAUCGUUACCAUUAUGUCAAAAUGUGUAUGUGACUCGUAACUAGUGUUACACUAGUUACAAGACUCGUAACUAGUGAUGUGGUAUACCCCCGUAUCCCGCUGGUCGGAAAGUUUUUAGCUGCUCCGGCUCUACUCAUUAUUUGACCUGCGAUGAGUCGUCAGUGUUUAUCCCGUUCACAUCGUCAGGUACUGUUUCGGAGUCUACCUUCCGUUAAAUGGUACCUUAUUAAUUAUUAUAAAAUGUUAUUGUGUGUCCGAUCUUUAUAAUACCUACUACUCGAUUCGUCACUUUCCCUGUCAGCUGCGCCUGCGCGUCAUCUAUGACAAAGGACACAGAGUAGGUGAAGCGGUUAUACCUACUCUUGAAUCAGAACAUAUUGCUGUCAGGGGUAGGUUUGCAGUGGUUUUUGUUAGACAUUGUGUUCCCAAAGACAGAAAAUUUAUUGCCUAUAAAAAAUAUUGUUUAAUUGUUACAAGAUGCUUGUUCUAUUAACCUUUACAUUCAUUUGUAGAGUUAUUUUUACGUUUAGAUAUACUAUACAUAUACACAUAUUUGUUAAUUUGCAUGAGGUUUAACACCAUAUAUUAUUAAUAACCAUUAAUACUUUUUACGCAGUAGCUAUAUGGAGUAUUAUAUAUUAUGGUUUAUACAUUCUUUAUAUAAAAAUAUUCUUUCUAGGAUAUUUAAAAAAAGGUAGUUACAUAGUAUGAUGUAUGCUGUAAUAAUGGUUGCUUUUGACUUUAUAUCAAUAAACAGAUAAAAACCCAUAA